Messenger RNA from Melospiza melodia melodia, 1531 nucleotides. RefSeq names its product peptidylprolyl isomerase like 4 (gene PPIL4). Gene Ontology annotation, biological process: protein peptidyl-prolyl isomerization. The record is from RefSeq and is a predicted model, not a curated record. Gene Ontology annotation, molecular function: RNA binding; peptidyl-prolyl cis-trans isomerase activity. The transcript is spliced from 13 exons. Gene Ontology annotation, cellular component: nucleus. Bases 40 to 1473 code for a protein of 477 amino acids. Lineage: Eukaryota; Metazoa; Chordata; Aves; Passeriformes; Passerellidae.
GGCUUUGCCGGGCUGGGCCGGGCUGUGUCGUGCGCGGCCAUGGCGGUGCUCCUGGAGACCACGGUGGGCGACCUGGUCAUCGACCUGUACACGGAGGAGCGUCCCCGCGCUUGUCUGAAUUUCCUGAAGCUCUGCAAAGUCAAAUACUACAAUUAUUGUCUUAUUUAUAAUGUACAGAGGGAUUUUAUUAUACAAACUGGUGACCCCAUGGGAACUGGUCGUGGAGGGGAAUCCAUAUUUUGUCAGCUGUAUGGUGAUCAAGCCAGAUUUUUUGAGGCAGAAAAGGUGCCGAGAAUCAAGCACAAGAAGAAGGGAACUGUGUCCAUGGUGAACAAUGGCAGUGAUCAGCAUGGAUCACAGUUCCUCAUUACCACAGGGGAAAACCUGGAUUACCUUGAUGGUGUGCAUACAGUAUUUGGAGAAGUGACAGAAGGCAUGGAUGUGUUGAAGAUAAUUAAUGAAACCUUUGUAGAUAAGGAUUUUAUCCCAUAUCAAGAUAUCAGGAUAAAUCAUACAGUAAUUUUAGAUGAUCCCUUUGAUGACCCACCUGGGCUGUGUGUUCCUGAUCGCUCACCAGAACCUACGAAGGAGCAGCUCGAUAGUGGCAGAAUAGGAGCAGAUGAAGAAAUUGAUGACAUGAAAGGACGGACUGCAGAUGAAAUAGAAGAAGUUCAGGCAGAAAAAGAAGCAAAAACUCGUGCAAUUCUUUUGGAAAUGGUGGGAGACUUGCCAGAUGCAGACAUCAAGCCACCAGAAAAUGUGCUUUUUGUUUGUAAACUGAAUCCUGUGACCACAGGUGAAGACCUGGAGAUAAUAUUUUCACGAUUUGGUCCCAUUAAAAGUUGUGAAGUGAUCCGAGACUGGAAGACUGGUGAAUCUCUUUGUUAUGCUUUCAUUGAGUUUGAAAAGGAGGAAGACUGUGAGAAAGCCUACUUCAAAAUGGACAAUGUGCUGAUAGAUGACAGACGGAUACAUGUGGAUUUUAGCCAGUCUGUUGCAAAGAUUAAAUGGAAGGGAAAAGGUGGGCGGUAUACCAAAGAAGAUUUCAAGGACUAUGAGAAGGACCGUGACAAACCUUCGAAAUUUGCUCUGAAAGAAAAGGUUAAACCAAAGCAAGAUGCCAAGUAUGACCUUGUGCUGGAUGAGGAUGUAGAAGAGUCUCACACAAGUCAGUCACACUUGGCUAAAAAACAGAAAAAGAAAAAGCACCACCACUCUGAAGAUGAAGAUGAUGACAAGAGGACCAAAAAAUCUAAGGACUCUGAGAGGAAGCACGAAGAGCGCUGCAGGGAGAGGACCAAGGGUGAGAAGAGGGACAGGCACCGGAGCCGCAGCCGCUCUCAGGACAGAGAUUACAGCAGGCAAAAAGACAAAUACAGAGAAGACAGCCGAGUGAGAGACUGGGAUAAAAAAACAGACAGAAGCAGAAGUCCUAAGAAAUCAAAAGACAAAGAGAGGUCCAAGUACAGAUGAAGGACAAGGAAAAUAUGGAAGGGAACUAAAAUAAUAAAUUCAACUUUUUUCUUUUGUG